AUGCCCAGGUAUGGCCCAGACGACGAGGACGACGGCGCCAUUCGUUGGGGCGUCCACGAGCUCCCGUGCCGCUGGUCAAGCUCAUCCAUUUGCAUAGGAUAUUUGCCACGUAAACUCGAACUGAUCAGCCCGUUUGAAUCAAUGCCGCCUUCUCGUCCUCCUCCAACCCCGAACGCGCUCGGCCUCCUGUACCACUUCCUAGCCUCGCCCUCCGCGGCGGCUCCGCCGCCGCUCCCGGCGCUCCUCCGCCUCCACGCCGCAGCGGUCACCUCGGGCCUCUCCUCCCGCCCCGACUUCGCCGCCAAGCUCGUCUCCGCCUAUUCCUCCUCCGGCCGCCCCGGCCUCGCCGCCCUCGCCUUCUCCGCCUCCCCCUGCCCCGACACCUUCCUCUGGAACUCCCUCCUCCGCUCCCACCACUGCGCCUCCGACUUCGCCGCCGCGCUCUCCGCCCACCGCCGCAUGCGUGCCUCUGGCGCGCGGCCCUCCCGGUUCACCGCGCCCCUCGCCGCCUCCGCGGCCGCCGAGCUCGCCGCCCUCCCCGUCGGAUCCUCCGUGCACGCCUACUCCGUCAAGUUCGGCCUCCUCUAUGGCGAUGGCUCCGUCGCGGUCUCGUCGUCGCUGGUGUACAUGUACGCGAGGUGCGGCAGCGUUGGUGACGCUGUGAAGCUGUUUGACGAAAUGGCCGAGAGGGACGUGGUCGCGUGGACCGCGGUGGUCUCUGGGUGCGUGCGGAAUGGGGAGUGUGGGAAGGGAAUGGGAUACUUGGUGCAGAUGGUUAGGCUCGCCGGUGAUGGCGGGGCGAGGCCAAAUGCGCGGACGAUGGAGAGUGGGUUGGAGGCUUGUGGAGUUCUAGGGGAGCUGUCUGCCGGGAGAUGUUUGCACGGAUAUGCGGUGAAGGAAGGGAUUGGAGAUUCCGUGUUGGUGAUUUCCGCGCUUUUCUCAAUGUACGCAAAGUGCGACAUGACUGAGGAUGCGUCCAUUUUAUUUCCGGAGUUGCCAGAGAAAGACGUGGUUACCUGGACUAGCUUGAUUGGAGCCUAUUGUAGGAGAGGGCUUGCUGGUGAGGCCAUGGAGUUGUUCCAGGAGAUGGGGGAGUCUGGUCUGCAGCCAGAUGAGGUUCUUGUCAGUUGUGUACUCUCAGGGUUAGGAAACAGUGGUAAUGUGCGUAGAGGGAAGGCUUUUCAUGCAGUUAUAAUGAGGAGAAACUUUGGAGAUAGUGUGUUGGUUGCCAAUGCUUUGAUCUCAAUGUAUGUUAAAUUUGAAUUGAUGGAUAUGGCAGGUACAGUUUUUGGAAUGUCGCAUCAACGGGAUGAGGAAUCAUGGAGUUUGAUGGUUGUAGGGUACUGCAAAGCUGGACUUGAUGUCAAAUGCUUGGACCUGUGCCGAGAAAUGCAAUGCACAUAUCGCGAUGAAUUUGUGUGUGACAUCAACAGCCUGGUUUCCACGAUCUCUUCUUGUUCUCGGCUAGGCAAACUACGAUUAGGUCAAUCAGCUCACUGUUAUUCAAUCAAACGCUUGCUUGACGAAAGUUCAGUCGAUAAUGCAUUAAUUGGCAUGUACGGAAGAUGUGGGAAAUUUGACAUUGCUUGCAAAAUAUUUGGUGUUGCCAAAUUGAGGAGGGAUGUUGUCACCUGGAAUGCACUAAUAUCCAGCUAUUCUCAUCUGGGACAUUCAAAUGAUGCCCUGUUGCUAUAUGAUCAGAUGCUCAGAGAAGAUGUCAAACCCAACUCAGCUACCCUGAUUACUGUCAUUUCAGCUUGUGCAAAUGUGUCUGCAUUGGAACGUGGAGAACAGAUACAUUCGUAUGUGCAAAACAUGGGAUUGGGGUCUGAUGUAUCUAUUAGUACAUCGCUUGUUGAUAUGUAUACUAAAUGUGGGCAACUUAGUACUGCAAGAGGAAUUUUUGAUUCUAUGCUCCAACGGGAUGCUGUUACAUGGAAUGUGAUGAUAUCAGGAUAUGGGAUGCAUGGCGAAGCUAAACAAGCACUGGAAUUAUUUAAUGAGAUGGAGGGAGGAAGGAUUAAGCCUAACAGUGUCACUUUUCUUGCCAUUCUAUCUGCUUGUUGCCAUGCAGGGCUUGUUGACGAGGGGAGGAAGCUGUUCACUAGAAUGGGCGGAUACCGCCUUGAGCCUAACCUGAAGCAUUACGCAUGUAUGGUGGAUCUCCUGGGGAAAUCUGGGCAUCUCCAAGAAGCAGAAGAUAUGAUUUUGGCUAUGCCAAUAGAACCUGACGGUGGGGUAUGGGGAACUUUGCUUAGUGCCUGCAAAAUGCAUGACAACUUCGAGAUGGGGUUAAGAGUUGCAAAGAAGGCUUUUGCUUCUGACCCGGGAAAUGAUGGGUACUAUAUUUUAAUGUCGAAUACAUAUGGGAGUGCUGAAAAAUGGGGUGAGAUAGAGAAACUAAGAGAUAAGAUGAAGAAUCAUGGAGUGGAAAAAGGUGUAGGCUGGAGUACGGUUGAUGUUUGGGGAAGAGUUAACAAUUAUGCCUAA
Molecule: messenger RNA, 2490 nt
Organism: Lolium perenne
Lineage: Eukaryota; Viridiplantae; Streptophyta; Magnoliopsida; Poales; Poaceae
Product: pentatricopeptide repeat-containing protein At4g39952, mitochondrial
Biological process (GO): RNA modification
Molecular function (GO): protein binding; RNA binding
Source: RefSeq, a predicted model, not a curated record